UCCGCACUUGAACUCCGCCGCGCCGGCCCUCCACCUUGCGCCGCCCCGAGCGCGGGCGGGGAGCGGCUCCGGGAAGCCCUGAUGAACUCUCCAGAAAGAGCGUGAAGGCAGGUCCGCCGCGCUCGGCCCUCGCCGGGAUCUCCCUUGGGGAGCUGGGAGCAGCAGAGCCGGGAAAGACGGUGGAGAAUGAUCGUGCGGCCCCUGAGGACCUCUGCGCAGUAAUGCCAACAUGAUGUUUCUCUCAGGUCGAAUGUGGAGCUGUCAUUGGAAGUGGAAGCCAAGUUCUCUUUUGUUCUUAUUUGCUUUUUAUAUUGUCUGUGUUUCUCGCUCAGUGUGGGGAUGUGCCAACUGCAGGCUUAUCCUCUCCAACCCUUCUGGGGCCUUCACCUCUCCGUGCUACCCUAACGACUACCCUAACAGCCAGGCCUGCAUGUGGACCCUCCGAGCCCCCACCGGCUAUAUCAUUCAGAUAACGUUUAAUGACUUCGACAUUGAAGAAGCUCCCAAUUGCAUUUAUGACUCAUUAUCCCUUGAUAAUGGAGAGAGCCAGACUAAAUUUUGUGGAGCAACUGCCAAAGGCCUGUCAUUUAACUCAAGUGCCAAUGAGAUGCAUGUGUCCUUUUCAAGUGACUUUAGCAUCCAGAAGAAAGGUUUCAAUGCCAGCUACAUCAGAGUCGCUGUGUCCUUAAGAAAUCAAAAGGUCAUUUUACCCCAGACGCUAGAUACUUACCAGGUGUCUGUUGCAAAAAGUGUCUCUAUUCCGGAGCUCACUGCCUUCACGCUGUGCUUUGAAGCAACCAGAAUUGGCAAGGAAGACAAUGAAUGGAUAGCUUUCUCCUACUCAAAUGCAUCCUUCACAGAAUUGCUCAGUUUUGGAAAGGCCAAGAAUGGCUACUUUCUAUCUAUUUCUGGCUCAAAAUGCUUGCUAAACAACGCCUUACCUGUAAAGGAUAAAGAUGACAUUUUCACAGAAAGCUUUGAGCAGCUCUGCAUCGUUUGGAAUAAUUCUCUGGGCUCAGUUGGUGUAAAUUUCAAAAGAAACUAUGAAACAGUUCCAUGCGAUUCUACCAUUAGUCAAGUUAUUCCUGGGAAUGGGAAAUUGUUGUUGGGCUCCAAUCAAAAUGAAAUCGCCUCUCUAAAAGGGGACAUUUAUAACUUUCGACUUUGGAAUUUUACCAUGAAUUCCAAAAUCCUCUCCAACCUCAGCUGCAAUGUGAAAGGGAAUGUAGUCGACUGGCAAAAUGACUUCUGGAACAUCCCCACCCCAGCUCUGAGAGCCGAAAGCAACCUAAGCUGUGGUUCCUACCUGAUCCCACUCCCAGCAGCAGAACUAGCCAGCUGUGCAGAUUUGGGGACCCUCUGUCAAGCUACUGUAAACUCUCCUAGUACUACACCACCCACUGUCACCACUAACAUGCCUGUUACUAAUAGAAUCGAUAAACAAAGCAAUGAUGGAAUCGUCUAUAGAAUUUCCAUAGUGAUUCAAAAUGUACUUCAUCACCCGGAGGUAAAAGUACAGAGCAAGGUGGCAGAAUGGCUCAAUUCAACCUUCCAAAAUUGGAACUACACUGUUUAUGUGGUUAAUAUCAGUUUUCACCUGAGCACGGGAGAGGACAAGGUUAAAGUCAAGAGAAGCCUUAUGCUUGAUCAAAGGUUGGUGAUUUGGGCCCUUCUAAUUUACAAUGCAACCAACAAUCCCACUUUAGAAGGAAAAGAUAUUCAGGAGAAGCUCUUGAAAAACAAUGAGUCACUGGAUGAGGGCUUGCGGCUGUAUACAGUGAGUGUAAGGCAGCUGGGUGUAUGUCCUGCCGAUGAGGACCCCAAAGGCUAUCAGUGGUCGGCCAUCUACCCUUCGGAACACAAGCUUCCCUGUCUAGGGAAGCAGGGCUUUUAUGCCUCACGGAUAUGUCAUCGUGACCCUGCCAACACAUCUUCAGCCUACUGGGGGCCUCCUGAUCUCUCCAAUUGUUCAAGGGAAGCAAAUGAAGUUGCCAAUCAGAUUUUAAAUUUAACUGGUGAUGGGCAGACCUUAAACUCAGCCAAUAUUACCAGCAUUGUGGAACAGGUCAAGAGGAUUGUGAAUAAAGAAGAAAACAUUGAUAUAACACUUGGCUCAACUUUAAUGAAUAUAUUUUCUAAUAUCUUAACCAGUUCAGAUAGUGACUUGCUUGAGUCUUCUUCGGAAGCUUUAAAAACAAUUGACGAAUUGGCCUUCAAGAUAGACCUAAAUAGCACUUCCCAUGUGAACAUCACAACCCGGAAUCUGGCUCUUGGAGUAUCAUCCUUGUCCCCAGACACCAAUGAAAUUUCUAAUUUUAGCAUCGGGCUUCCAAGCAAUAAUGAAUCGUAUUUCCAGAUGGAUUUUGAGAGUGAACAAAUGGAUCCAUUGGCUUCUGUAAUUUUGCCUCCAAACUUACUUGAGCAUUUAAGUCAAGAAGAUUCUGUGUUAGUUAAAAGAGCACAAUUUACUUUCUUCAAUAAAACUGGACUUUUCCAGGAUGUAGAAACCAAGAAAGGCACCUUGGUGAGUUAUGUGAUGGCAUGCAGUAUUGGAAACAUCACUAUCCAGGAUCUGAAGGAUCCUGUUCGAAUUAAAAUCAAACAUGCAAGAAACCAGGCCGUGCCUCAUCCCAUCUGUGCCUUCUGGGAUCUGAACAAUAACGAAGGUUCUGGAUUUUGGAACACAUCAGGAUGUGUUGCACAAAGAAAUUCAGAUGCAAGUGAGACGGUCUGCCUGUGUAACCACCUCACACACUUUGGAGUUCUGAUGGAUCUUCAAGGAACCGCCUCCCAGAUAGAUGGAAGAAACACUAAAGUUCUCACCUUCAUCACCUAUAUUGGGUGUGGAAUAUCUGCUAUUUUUUCAGCAACAACUCUCCUGACAUAUGUUGCUUUUGAAAAAUUGCGAAGGGAUUAUCCCUCCAAAAUCUUGAUGAACCUGAGUACAGCCCUGCUGUUCCUGAAUCUCCUCUUCCUCUUGGACGGCUGGAUCACCUCAUUCCAUGUGGAUGGACUUUGCACGGCAGUGGCUGCCCUGCUGCAUUUCUUCCUUCUUGCAACCUUUACCUGGAUGGGUCUAGAAGCGAUUCACAUGUACAUUGCUCUGGUUAAAGUAUUUAACACUUACAUUCGCCGAUAUAUCCUGAAAUUCUGUAUCAUCGGCUGGGGUUUGCCUGCCUUGGUCGUGUCAAUAGUUCUAGCGAGCAAAAACCAAAAUGAAGUCUAUGGAAAAGAAAGUUAUGGAAAAGAACAAGGUGAUGAAUUCUGUUGGAUUCAGGAUCCAGUUGUAUUUUAUGUGGCCUGUGCCGGGUAUUUUGGGGUCGUGUUCUUCCUGAACGUUGCCAUGUUCAUCGUGGUGAUGGUGCAGAUCUGCGGGAGGAACGGCAAGAGGAGCAGCCGGAGCCUGCGCGAGGAGGUCCUGAGGAACCUGCGCAGCGUGGUCAGCCUGACCUUCCUGCUGGGCAUGACGUGGGGUUUUGCUUUCUUUGCCUGGGGACCCUUAAAUGUCCCUUUCAUGUACCUCUUCUCCAUCUUCAAUUCAUUACAAGGCUUAUUUAUAUUUAUCUUCCACUGUGCUAUGAAGGAGAAUGUUCAGAAGCAGUGGAGGCGGCAUCUCUGCUGUGGGAGGUUCCGGUUGGCAGAUAACUCAGACUGGAGUAAGACAGCUACCAACAUCAUCAAGAAGAGUUCCGAUAAUCUCGGAAAGUCUUUGUCCUCAAGCUCCAUUGGUUCCAACUCAACCUACCUUACCUCCAAAUCGAAGUCCAGCUCUGCCACAUACUUCAAAAGAAAUAGCCACACCGAAAAUGCUUCCAUGGACAAGUCCUCAUCAAAACUGACUCAUGCUGAUGGAGAACAGACAUCAAUCAUUCCUGUCCAUCAGGUCAUUGACAAGGUCAAGGGUUACUGCAAUGCUCAUUCAGAUAACUUCUAUAAGAAUAUUAUCCUGUCAGACUCCUUCAGCCACAGCACAAAGUUUUAAUGUCUGUAAUAUAAGAAUAAGAGGACUCAGUCUGCAGAAACAUGAAGAUCUGCACGCAGUGAAAACUAUAACUAGCAGAUGUAAACCUGCAGUUGCCUAGGUAACUGCAUGUAUAUGAGAACUGUAUUUUUUUAAGAAGGCUUUUGUGAAAUUCAAAAUCUGUCUU
Messenger RNA from Ceratotherium simum simum (southern white rhinoceros), 4148 nucleotides. It is a transcript of the gene ADGRG6, whose product is annotated as adhesion G protein-coupled receptor G6. Gene Ontology annotation, molecular function: G protein-coupled receptor activity; laminin binding. Gene Ontology annotation, cellular component: plasma membrane. The record is from RefSeq and is a predicted model, not a curated record. Gene Ontology annotation, biological process: adenylate cyclase-activating G protein-coupled receptor signaling pathway; cell surface receptor signaling pathway; myelination in peripheral nervous system. NCBI's taxonomy places the organism in Eukaryota, Metazoa, Chordata, Mammalia, Perissodactyla, Rhinocerotidae.